AUGCCGUUCACGGGCAAGGUUGAAGUAACCCGGCGGCGUGUUUUAAAGGACGGACGCGUGAAGCUCAAACUGUCGCUCCUGGGCGUGUCGGUGGACAGGUGCGGAAUCUGUAUGUCGCAGUUCCGCCGCGACGAGCACGCGGCCCUGACGCCUGCAUGCAAGCACUCGUUCCAUGAGGCUUGCCUGCAAAAGUGGCUGCGCGAGAGCCGCAUGUGCCCCAUAUGCCGCAUGCCGCUCUCCAUGGACGAAUGA
Molecule: messenger RNA, 252 nt
Organism: Dichomitus squalens LYAD-421 SS1
Lineage: Eukaryota; Fungi; Basidiomycota; Agaricomycetes; Polyporales; Polyporaceae
Exons: 2
Coding region: 1-252 (83 amino acids)
Molecular function (GO): zinc ion binding
Source: RefSeq, a predicted model, not a curated record